Molecule: messenger RNA, 1685 nt
Organism: Leguminivora glycinivorella
Lineage: Eukaryota; Metazoa; Arthropoda; Insecta; Lepidoptera; Tortricidae
Product: stress-induced-phosphoprotein 1-like
Exons: 5
Coding region: 1-723 (240 amino acids)
Molecular function (GO): Hsp90 protein binding
Source: RefSeq, a predicted model, not a curated record
AUGGAAGAAUCAAAGAAAGGAGCUCAAAGCCCUAGUGUAGAAGAUCUAAAAAACAAGGGAAACGAAUGUGUUAAAGAUGGGAAAUUUAUUGAAGCUGUACUUCAUUACACCCAGGCUAUUAAAAUGGACCCGAACAAUUAUGUCUUGUACAGUAACCGGUCGUUCGCGUUCUUAAAACUCGACCAGCAUUACUUAUCGCUGCAAGAUGCAAAUGAGACGGUGAGGUUGCAGCCUCAGUGGGCCAAGGGAUAUUUCCGUCGUGCUGAAGUGGAAGCGGCCAGUGAGUUGUACGAUGAGGCCCUCAUAUCAUACACUAGGGCCCUGCAGUUGGACCCACAGAACACCAAGUUGAUGGAGUCUAUAAAGAACAUUAGUGAAACGCAGAAAAAGAAAUAUAGAGAUAGUCAAAAUGUCAUGUGGAUUUGCUCAUGUGUUGGCCUUAUAUUUGGUAUUGUUAUUGUUAUACUUGACUAUAGUUUAACCAAGACCCCUACUUUAUCGAAUCCAUUUAGCAUGGUAGCAUUUUCAAUGGCCUUGUCUGGGAUUGGAUGGGUGGCCGGCAAAGCUGCGACCAUGAUGGGCAGUACUCCUGGCAAGUCACUACAACCGCCAGAAGACUUAGGUGUUAAUAAUGACGAUUCAAAAGAGAAAGAGACUCCAACGGAAAAGAAGAAAUACAGCAAGGCUCAAGCAAGACACAGAUACAAACAGGGCAAACUCUAGUCCAGGGUUAUGUUUUGUUUCAACAAUUUUGGGUGGCCCCUGUAGCUAGGUUUUAUAGGUCCAAUUUGACAGAUUAUUCCCAUAUGUUACCACCAAGUUGUUACCAUUGAUUGGUAUGUAAUGUUUAGGAAUAUUACCAAUGGGUACAAUUGAAAAAAAAAAUCUUACUGUUAAUUUUUUUUCAGUUAUCAAUGGAAACAACUUGAUAAUAAUCACUGGAAGUAAUUUGAUUUGACUAAGUCUGUAAUUUUGUCUUUGUACUAUUAGUAUUACCAUUCGGACCAUUCCCUAUAAUCUGGCAAAAAAGAGCGAAAUUAAAAACUGGCAACAUUGUGGCGUCGUUCAUUUUAAAUCAAAGGUAAGAAAACUCGACACUAUGAUGUUGCCACUUCUUAAUUUCUGCUCUAUUUUGACAGUCUGUACUCUUCUAAGCACUGGAGAUGAAAUGAAUGAAGCACUGGAACGUAUAUUAUUGUGAACAUGUAAAAUUCAAGUACAAAAGUGCUUUUGGCGCUGUUUAAAUUGUUCACUAAAAAUCACGUGUUUUCAAUAUUCCGAUGCUUCAUUUCAGCUCAUGUGGAUUCCUCGUAUGAUUUGAAAGUGUUUACAACUAUCGCACUGCACCUAUAAGUUAGAGCGAGAAAGGGAUAUCAAUUUCUCGCUCUCACUUAUGGGUGUGGCGCAAUAGUUUGUUUAACAGCUAACGGCCUAGCCAUUGGUCUAAGUGCGACAGCGGUGAGCGGCAGCCAUACGUGCGAAUAAAGUCCCAUCGCUGUGUCUCGCUCCGAUGUAUGGCCGCCGCUUACCGCUGUCGCCCUUAGACCAAUGUCGUGGCUGAGCCGUAAGGGAGAAGCAUACAUAACAUAAGUAAUACUUGAUUUUUAUAUACUCUAAAAGCAUUAUAUUUAUGGGUUGCGGUAAUACAUGGCUGUAUUAUAGAAAUUAAAAACUGUUCAGUUUUA